Messenger RNA from Miniopterus natalensis, 4670 nucleotides. The record is from RefSeq and is a predicted model, not a curated record. Lineage: Eukaryota; Metazoa; Chordata; Mammalia; Chiroptera; Miniopteridae.
AAUCUCUGAUUCGUGGGUAUGUUUGUUUGCCUCUCCAAGUAGAUUAUAAACUCCUUGAGGGGCAGAAAUUGUAUCUUAGUUGCCUAUGUAUCCCCAGUGACUUUUGCAGGUACUCAAUACAAUCUGCUAAGAGAAAUUAAUCAACAUGGCCCAUCUGUUCCAGCCAAACUGGUCCACCUACAGUGUCCACAUGAUUGGCAUUUCCACAGAUCCCACUUCCAGGCUUCUCUCUGCUGGUGCACAUAUGGAAAAGCACUACCCACCCUUUACAAGACUGAGUUUAAAUUUCACCUGCACCAUGAAACUUUGCCAGGUGACCCAUUCCAAGACUCCUCACUCAUCAGUCUUACAGUGGCAGUUCAGUGUCAUAAAACAGUAUCACCUAGGAAGGUACACAGGCCUGAUUUAAAACCAGGCUCUAGCAUAAACUAGCUGUGUUACUCUGGGCAAAUUCCUAAAACUUUUUAAAGCUAUAAAAUGAGGUAAAUAAUACCUAUCAUAGGGGAUUUAGGGGAGGGGUAAAGUACAGUAAACCACCCAGAACAUAGUAGAUAUUCAGGAAAUGUUAAUCCCUCCCCACUCCACCUCCUUCCCACUUCAUUUACCACUGCUGUAGUGCUUAAAUUGAUAAUGUAUGUCAUGUCCCCUCAAUUAGAUCCCAACAAUUCAUAAGAUCCUUAAGGGCAGAAGCUGAAUCUCAAUCAUCUCUGUACCUUCUAAGCACCUACUAAUGUGUCUUACAUAAAGACACAAUAAAAACUGAGGACAAUGAAAUCACAGUUACAAUGGAUUAUGGCAAUCAAGUGUAAAUUGUGCCAAGAGUAGAACUGACAACCGUAUUCAUCCAAUUUAGCUGCAAAAUUAUUACAUGGCACCUCUGUCAUUUCACUCAUUCCAAAAGCUGAUUUCAACAAAUGACAGUGUAAAUAAAGACAAAUCAAUUUGUAGAGUGUACAAAUUAAUAAGUAAUCAUUGAUAAUAACAUUAAAGGUGGCUUAAAAUGUUACAGUUGGUAUUAGAAGACUAAACAUGUUUUGUUCCCAUGUGCUUUUAUGCAAUGGUUUCCUUUCACAUAUCCUUUGAUUUAAUGUAAUUAUAACAGAUCUCUUCGAACCACUUGUUAACUAACUGAAACUAGAUUAAGAUUUUUAUGUUUUCCCACCAGGGGACAAAAUUAAGGGCCAAUACUAAAGCAAAACUAGAUGGAGAUUCAAAACAUAAUAAUUACAGGUAAAACCUUCCAAAAAUUCUAAUUAAAGUGUUUUCUUUCCAAAUGUCUUUCAUUAAUAUCAAGCCUUCAACAUCCUCUUUGAACUUACUAGAAUCUUUUCUCUACCCUGAUUUAUCAUAGCUUUCCUUCACUACAUAGUAUCUUCAUCAGGGAUCAAUUCCCAUGGUUGCCCCACUUGCAUGUGCUAACAGGCUGGAGUGGCUGCAGCUUGUUGCGUAGUAACCUCCACUCUAACAAUCAACUCUUCAUUUUGCUGCCAACUGCAUUCCCUUUCCCUGCAGAAACUAUUUCUAUAGUUUUCACAAACUGGAAUGUGCAGCUUUUCAAAAUUUAAUUUGAAAAAACAAUUAGGGAUAGAAGUGUGCGAAAUACCCUCCUUUCAAAAUGCUCACGCCUCCGAGUUCAUUUUGUUUUGUUUUGUUUUCCCAUGUAGAGAAGUUUAUAGUAAGAAAGAGGCAUUCAGUUCUAGCAGACCCAUCCACUAGAACACAGAACACACACACACACACACACACACAGGUACAACAGGAAAGAGCUAAAAGCCAAGCAUUAAAAGACCAAGUCUCUAAUCUCAGUUCAACUACCUAUUAUAUACCUUUAGGCAAAACCAUAACCUUUCUUGGCUUUGACUUCCUCUUCUAUAAACUAGAGAUCAUAACCACCAUUCCUAUUUCAGCAGCUUAUUUCAGAGAUUUUAAAAGCACAGGAUCACAAAUAGCACUGUAUAACUGUAAAAUGUGUGUGAAUGGAUAUGUAUACAUAUAUAAACACACACAGCAAUCUCACUGCCUAUGGGUAAAUAUAUUAUAUCAUGUAUUAAAGUUCCAAUUAAAUACCUCACUAGAAUUUGUUAUAUCAAAUUCUAUACACAGUAUAACCAUGGCAAUUUUUUCUUUUUGGGAAACAGAAUCUAGCUUGGAAAUGUAUGUUCACAGUCUAGUUCAUAAAUUUUGGAGCAAGUAUCAUUUUCUAAUCUAAUUUAUAUUCUCGCAAGCAAAUUUUUACUUACAAUCAUAACAUACCUAAAUUUUCCCUUUCAAUCAACCAACAUUAGUAUAAAAAAGUACUGGAGAUUAGUUCUUCAGAUCUUGUGUUAAGAGUAUCUACAUUAUGGUCUUCACAUAAGCCUUAACUAAAAUUUAUUUAAAAGUCAAAACAAAGAGGAUAAUUUCAUGAUUUUAGUUUUUUAAUGUUAAAAAGAGUAGCACCAUUAAAUUAGAAGAUUGCUAAGUUAUUACUCACUUCCAAUUUCCUAGGCAAAAAUAUCAAUAUACUUUCAUUCUUCAAAUAAAAGAUUCCCUACACACACACACAUACACACACACACACACUCUUCCUAAAUUGUGCUUAUAUGGCUUUAACUUUUUAUAUGUGGCAACUUUUGAACACUAAUUCAAUUGUUUAGCAUAUGUGUUUUCUUUCUAGUUGCUUACAGUUUCCUACAAGAUCUCUAUUACAGCGUGAUUCUGGCACUUUGUGCUAUUUGUUGUUCCAAUUAAUUAAUACCAUUUAAAACAUGAAUUUGAAAAAAUCUUAUUUUAACCAUAACUUUGCAGCUAAAAUUCUUUUUCCAAACUUUGCCCACAUUCUGUGCAACCUAAAUUAGUGCUGAGCUCAAACUGGAUUUUAACAGUUGCUCAAUGUUCUUCAAAAGGUGAAAAGGCAUAUGUUUAUCCGAACUACACCCAUUUUCAAUUUCAACACAGCAAACCUCUCGUUUUUUCUUAAGGCAAAUUUUAAACCAUACAUAUUGGGAUUGGUUAUUACUGAAGAUAAUUUAUGCAAUCAUGAGCCAAAGAUGCUAAGCUGGCAAGAAGAAAACCGUGCAAGUAAGCAAACUCUAUCCCAUGUGGGACACACCUUCUCAGUAUAUAAAGGCUUGCCACUGUCCUUGGUAGCAGCAGGCACUCCCUGGGCUAAAUAGCAUCACCAUGUCUGUCCGAUACAGCUCAAGCAAGCAAUACUCUUCCUCCCGCAGUGGGGGAGGAGGAGGGGGAGGAGGGUCCCUCAAAGUUUCGAGCAGCAAAGGCUCCCACGGCGGAGGAUACAGCUCAGGGGGCGGUUUCAGUGGUGGCUCUUUUAGCCGAGGGAGCUCUGGUGGAGGCUGCUUUGCAGGAUCAGGCAGCCAUGGAGGAGGGCUAGGGGGUGGGUAUGGUGGAAGCAGCUUUGGUGGGGGCUAUGGAAGCAGCAGCUUUGGUGGGGGCUGUGGAGGAGGCAGUUUUGGAGGAGGCAGCUUUGGAGGGGGCAACUUUGGUAGCUUUGGUGGAGGAGGCUUUGGUGGAGGAGGCUUUGGUGGAGGCCUCUUUGGUGGAGGCGGCUUUGGAGGAGGUUUUGGUGGUGGUGCUGGACUUGGAGAUGGUGGCCUUCUCUCUGGAAAUGAAAAAGUAACCAUGCAAAAUCUGAAUGACCGCCUGGCUUCCUACUUGGACAAAGUUCGGGCUCUUGAAGAAUCAAACUAUGAGCUAGAAGGCAAAAUCAAGGAGUGGUACGAAAAGUACGGCAACUCAGGCCAGCGAGAGCCUCGUGACUACAGCAAAUACUACAAAACCAUCGAAGAUCUUAAAAAUCAGAUCCUUAAUCUAACAACUGAUAACGCCAAUGUCCUGCUUCAGAUCGACAAUGCCAGGCUGGCAGCGGAUGACUUCAGGCUGAAGUAUGAGAAUGAGGUAGCCCUCCGCCAGAGUGUGGAUGCUGACAUCAACGGCCUACGCAGGGUGCUAGACGAGCUGACCUUGACCAAGGCUGACUUGGAGAUGCAGAUCGAGAGCCUGACUGAAGAGCUGGCCUACCUGAGGAAGAACCAUGAAGAGGAAAUGAAAGACCUUCAAAAUGUGUCCACUGGUGAUGUGAAUGUGGAGAUGAAUGCUGCUCCAGGGGUUGAUCUGACUCAACUUCUGAAUAACAUGAGAAGCCAGUACGAACAACUUGCUGAGCAAAACCGCAAAGACGCUGAAGCCUGGUUCAAUGAAAAGAGCAAGGAGCUGACUACAGAAAUCGACAGUAACAUCGAACAAAUGUCCAGCCAAAAAACCGAGAUUACCGAACUGAGACGCACUGUUCAAGGCCUGGAGAUCGAGCUACAGUCCCAACUAGCCCUGAAACAGUCCCUGGAGGCCUCCCUGGCGGAAACAGAAGGUCGCUACUGUGUGCAGCUGUCCCAGAUCCAGGCCCAGAUCUCCUCCCUGGAGGAGCAGCUGCAGCAGAUCCGCGCCGAAACCGAGUGCCAGAACGCCGAGUACCAGCAGCUCCUGGACAUCAAGAUUCGGCUGGAGAACGAAAUCCAAACCUACCGCAGCCUGCUUGAAGGCGAGGGAAGGUACGUUAGACCGCCGUUUUAAAAACGAUCCCAGUUGCUUUUAUUUUUUUGUAAAACUUUAACAUUUCCACUCGCUUUUCUUCAAUAUUCCCAAUCGCAAGGCUUUCCCCAAACCGAAGGACG